Messenger RNA from Periconia digitata, 931 nucleotides. Lineage: Eukaryota; Fungi; Ascomycota; Dothideomycetes; Pleosporales; Periconiaceae. The record is from the annotation of a GenBank genome assembly.
UCUGUAGAAAAGAUAGAUAUGAGAUUGAAUCGCACAGCUACAUCGACCACAUACGCCCUCGGGAUCUCAGAAUACGCAGUCCCGUCACUGGAUUCACUCGCAAGAGCAUCGGGAAUUCCCACAACGGCAGCUUCAAGUAUCUCCGGGUGCGCAGUUAGUGUGCUCUCAAUCUCCGCUGGGGCGAUCUGGAGGCCCUUGAAUUUAAUCACAUCCUUGAUGCGAUCAACAAUAUACAGCUUUCCAUUUCUUUCGACAGCUACAUCACCAGAGCAGUACCACCCUUCAUGAAACGCACUAUCUGUCAAUUCUGGGUUACGAAAGUAACCUCUCGUAUGACAAGGCCCACGACUGAUGAUCUGACCAGGCGUCCCAACACUGACAUCGUUGAAUUCUCCAUCGACGAGGCGCAAUUCCGAAUUUGGCACCACCACGCCGAUACUACCAGUCGAAUCUGGCUGGGGCGCCGAGAAAUUGGGAACAGUGAGCGCGCCCGUAUUCUCGCUGGACCCAUAGACCUGCAUAGCGAACAUGUCCGCGCGGCCCAUUUUUUGGUUCACUGCUUUUUGGAGUUUCCCAUCAAACGGCGCUGCGCCACCCGAUACGAGUCUGAGGGAUUUGAAGUGGUCUGUUACCUGCGGAUCUUUGAUGAUGCGGAGCCAAAUGCUUGGAACCGUGGCCAUGAAGGUUGGUUCGAGGAUGCGGCUGUAGCGCAGGAAAUCAAUCCAUUCGUAUUUUCUCAUCCAGAAGAUGAGACCCCUUCUACGGACGGGAUUGAGCAUAUAAAGAUUUACGGCUGUGAUGUGUGCAGGCUCGAGAUGGGCCAAGGUUCGGAUGGGGAAUCUCUCGGCGACUUUGGUGGUUAGGGGAUCGGCAAUAAUGGCUUGGGCUACGAGGUUGGUGUGUGAGAGCAUGACGCCUGCAUAUGAAGAAC